Messenger RNA from Chenopodium quinoa (quinoa), 468 nucleotides. RefSeq lists its product as uncharacterized. NCBI's taxonomy places the organism in Eukaryota, Viridiplantae, Streptophyta, Magnoliopsida, Caryophyllales, Amaranthaceae. The transcript has a single exon. The record is from RefSeq and is a predicted model, not a curated record. The coding region runs from base 1 to 468 and encodes 155 amino acids.
AUGGAAGAUGUUAUUGUGGAAAAUCCUCCACCGAUGUACCAGCUCAAAGAUAAUCUGAGGAAAAGAGGCAUCAAUGUAGACUAUAUAUGUGCAGUGUGCAAUUCAGCUGAAGAAACAGAUGAACACCUAUUUAGGGACUGCCCUAUCAUCCAAAGAGUUUGGGCUUGCGGCCCAUUAGGAAUCCAAGUAGGGGAGACAACUCCUCCUUUACAAACUUGGACACAUAACUUGCUAAGAUAUUUGCUCAUGCAGAGUAGUUAUCAGGGGUGCGUAUUCAUGGCAGUGCUAUGGGCAAUAUGGUUGCACAGAAAUGAGGUGACAUUUGGAAGGGCUACAUCGAAUCCAUGCAGGGUUAUUGCACUACUCAAUGAGUCCACUUCCAGACUCAAAGAUGCAACAAUCCACCCCCGUACACAGGGUGCCUGCUAUGGUGACAGUCCCCCUCAUGUGAGUAUAGGUUGUAUCUGA